AAAUAGAUAAAAAAGCUUUAAAAAUAUCUUUCAAUAAUGUUUAUUAUACAUUCCCUCUUUUACAUUUAUAACAGUGAGUAUUGAACAUUUUAUGUUAUCAUGCUUACUUUGUACAAAGAAACAUUCAACGGGUGGAAUCAAUAUUUAAUCCAUAUUAUAUAAUCAGUAUUUAAUUUAGUAUUAUUUCAGAUGUACUAUGUUAUAUUUUGUGACGAUUGGUGUUCGACAGUACCAAAACUUUGGGUGGAUUUAAAAAAUAAGACUUUUUAUUGGCCACCUAAAGAAAUUAAUACUACAGGAGCCAUAAUAAAAAAUAUCGGUCCCAGUGAUAACUGGAAUAUGGAGGUUUACCGGCGCAUUAUAGGACCAUAUAAAACUUAUGAAAUAGCUCGUAAAAUUGAAAAAGAAGCAGCAGACAUUUCAACGUCGGAAGAAGGGAGAUUCGAAAAUCUUAGUCACUCAUCAAUACAAGAUCUAAAAAAAAGAUUAAUAAAAAAACCACGGUUUCAUGAUGAGCUUGAUGAUGGCUAUAAUAAUAGUCAUCUAACAAAAAAACCUCAUCGGUCUUAUGUUCGAGCAUCCAGCAAUAUUAGUACUAUUAAUAAUAACGCAGAAUUGGACAGUCAUUUAUCAAAAGAAUCUCACCGUCCGUCAAUGCCUGCUGCAUCUUAUGUUCGAGCAUCCAGCAAUAUUGGUACUAUUAAUAAUAACGCAGAAUUGGACAGUAUGUAUACUUUCAGUUUAUUUCUUCAUCUAGUUCUCUUUACGUGUCCUUAUUUUAAUAUUUCAGCCAUUCAUAUUCAGCGAUACUAGACAUAAAAU
Messenger RNA from Formica exsecta, 822 nucleotides. RefSeq lists its product as uncharacterized. The coding region runs from base 190 to 813 and encodes 207 amino acids. The transcript is spliced from 4 exons. Lineage: Eukaryota; Metazoa; Arthropoda; Insecta; Hymenoptera; Formicidae. The record is from RefSeq and is a predicted model, not a curated record.